This is a messenger RNA of Bolinopsis microptera, 1326 nucleotides long. RefSeq lists its product as uncharacterized. NCBI's taxonomy places the organism in Eukaryota, Metazoa, Ctenophora, Tentaculata, Lobata, Bolinopsidae. The coding region runs from base 1 to 849 and encodes 282 amino acids. The transcript has 4 exons. The record is from RefSeq and is a predicted model, not a curated record.
AUGGUGGAGGGAGGCAAGGCAGAGUUGGACAUUAUGGUGGAGGGAGGCAAGGCAGAGUUGGACAUUAUGCGGAUGGCAUGCGAGUGGGAGGAGUACGAAAGUAGACUCAACCAACUCGGUUAUGCGGAGUACGAUAACGAAACACUGAUCAGCGCACGUGUACACAACUUUGCAGAACUCAAGACUCUGAACACUGUUGUGGCACUUGUGGAAAUAGGUAUGGGUAUAAGCUGUGUUAUUUGUAACAUAUUAGUGUUACAACACUACGUACAGCGGCUUAAAGAACUCACCCCCCUCCUCUACUCAGCAGUCCUCAUUGUAGAUCUUAUUGCAGGUAUAGGAUCACUGCUACAAGGGCUGACCCUCCUUCUCCUAUCCUACACAUCCUACACCUCAUCCUACUUCUGGUACCUGGCUCCUAUCACCUACACCCUCAACAGUCUCGCCUCCCACACUUCCGUCUUCUACUCCACUGUGCUGGUCACUGCCCGGACUAUCAUGAUAACCAGACCCCGCACAGCUAGACAAGUCUCCCCGGUUCUAGUAGCCCUACUGGUGGGGUACCCUGCACUGUGGCUGGGAGUCAUACUCUGGGAGGUGUGGAUAGAGUGUGUCUACUGGGAGGAGAACACUCUAGAAAUGAUAAUAGACUUGUUCGUGAUAAUACCCACCACCCUAGGCUCCCUGGACUACUAUCUAGGCUACAUCUGGACUUGUGAGCCCAUAACUCCCGCCACCUCCAGCAUCCUCUCUCACGUCAUACCAUUCGGGGUACCCUCUUUAGUAUCAGGCAGUGGUAACAGCAGCUCAGGUCCUGAUCCUGACACAUGUAAACAGGUUCAGUGCUAAAUACCGGAGAGUCACAGUCACUAUCCUGAUCUUAACAGCUGUGUUCCUGGUGUGUAACACGACCCAGGUACUGACUGUAGUCACUAUAGACUCUCUCCAGUUGGAGUAUACUACAGGCAGAUACUACUGUCACUACCUGGUAGCUACCAUGUUACCAGUACUAAACUCUCUGCUUAACCCUGUAGUGUUACUGGUUAGGGGCAGUGUUUUUAGCAGGCAGGACCGCAGUAGGGGUCGCUCUAAUACUUUCUCUAUGGGCCCUAAAGUAGCGGCUCAGAGCUAAAUUGCUCAUGUUUCUAGGGUAAUGGGGGAGGGGAGGUUUAUAUAUUCAUCUAAACUAAAUAAGGUCUUCAUUUGUCCCUUUUUUAUUUAUUUUUGAGAAGAUUUUGACCAUAUGUAACGUGUUAGUACUUACUACCGAAAAAUGUAAAAGAGACAUUUCUUAAAUUAUCUGAACUGAUUUGUUGAACCGAAUUC